AUGACAGCUCUUCAACUUCUUUCUUGCAAUCCUUCAGCAUUCAACUUUGGAGGCAAGAAGUGGUACCUGAAGAAGCGUGUCCACUCUUGUGUCUCAACUGAAGAUGAACCGCCGAUGGAAGAAGUCGAAACAUUUUGUAGAGUUCCUUUAUGGGAAGCAAUUCGGGGAAAGAAGUACAAAUACGAAUCAGCAGUCAAGCUUGCCAAGUUCUUGAUUGAACGAGACAUCUCUUGGGUGGCCACUGAGCCUAACGUGGACAACAGCAAGCCGCAGACCCACAAUUUUCGAGUAGAUACCUCCUCAACUUCUCAGAAAGAAGAAAUAAUUAAGACUGAACAAAAAGAUCCCACAGGUCAAGAGACUAAGACACAAGCAGAGGUGGCUGAAACACCACUGAUUUUGGCCACCAAGACGGGCAUUCUUGAGAUUGUUGAGGCAAUACUCAGCAUGUACCCUCAGGCUGUUGAGCAUAUAGACGAUGAAGGGAGAAAUAUAUUGCACGUGGCCAUCAAGUACCGCCAAAUUCAUAUUUUUGAUUUUGUGGUGAAGCUGGAAAUACCAAUGAUGAGGCUUGUUAGAAAGAUCACCAAUAAUGGGAAUUCAGUGCUUCACAUGGUUGGGGUCAAGGCCGAUGAUAAUGCUGACAAAGACUUCAGAAGUCCUGCCUUGCUUUUGCCGUGUGAAGAAAAUAUCUGCAGCCCAUUUGACCAAGCACUUCAACAACGAAGGCCAGACAGCAGAAAAGCUCUUCGAAAAAACAACACAAAACUUCGUGAGGAUGCCAAAGACUGGCUCAAAAGGACCGCAGAGAACUGCUCCAUCGUGGCAGUCUUAAUUGCCACUGUUGCCUUUGCAGCUGCCUACACGGUGCCAGGUGGCCCGAACCAGAACACGGGCUACCCUCUCCUCCGUAACCAGUCAUUUUUUGUAAUUUUUCACCAUUACCGAUGUGCUCUCCCUCACUUUUGCCUUGACCUCAGUCAUCACAUUCCUCUCCAUUCUUACUUCAUCUUUUCGAAUGGAGGACUUCAAGCAGUCUCUCCCACGAAAGCUCAUGGGUGGGGUAACACUUUUGAUUCUGUCAGUUUCAAUGAUGAUGGUGUCUUUUGCAGCCACUGUGAUACUUCUGAUUCAGAACAAGGAGCAAUGGACUAG
Molecule: messenger RNA, 1155 nt
Organism: Thlaspi arvense
Lineage: Eukaryota; Viridiplantae; Streptophyta; Magnoliopsida; Brassicales; Brassicaceae
Source: the annotation of a GenBank genome assembly